This is a messenger RNA of Ipomoea triloba (trilobed morning glory), 964 nucleotides long. RefSeq names its product RING-H2 finger protein ATL33. The transcript has a single exon. The record is from RefSeq and is a predicted model, not a curated record. Lineage: Eukaryota; Viridiplantae; Streptophyta; Magnoliopsida; Solanales; Convolvulaceae. Gene Ontology annotation, biological process: protein ubiquitination. The coding region runs from base 126 to 644 and encodes 172 amino acids.
UAAUAAAGUCACCAAUGAAAACUCUAUAACCAAUAAUUUUUUGUUGCCCAUAUUAUAUACACACACAACCAACUACUCACCAAUCUUUGUUGUAUGCGAAUAGAGUAGACCUGCAGAUUGAGAUCAUGAACAACUCCACCACUACACCCGCCGCCGCCACCAUCAGUCAAGGCUCCCCUCAGUCUUCUCCGGCGAUUCCAUCUCACAGCUCCGGUGACUCCGCCCUCACCCCCAUCCUCUCUGUACUGGCCUUCAUACUAAUCCCCAUCUUGAUUUACGUCGUGAUUUUCUCCAUAAGAUGCCCUCGCAACCCUUUCCGAAGCGCCGACGAGCCCUCCAAGGACCCAAAGACCAAGAAACAACGCCCGGAAUUGAUUUCGACGGUGAAGUACAAGAGAGAGUCGCCGGAGAAUGAGAGCGAGUGCUCGGUGUGCUUAUCGGCGUUCGUCGACGGAGAAGAAAUCAGCGAGCUAAAUGAUUGUAAGCAUACGUUUCACGCCAAGUGUAUUGACACGUGGCUCCGUUCUCACUCCACGUGUCCGAUUUGCCGGAAUUCUUUGCCGGUGAAGCGUUCGCGGCGGCCUCCGAUCAAGAACGAUGACGACCUCCGACAAGGUUUGCCUGACGCUUCUAAUUUGGUUUGAUAAUUAGGCAGCUUUGACCAAAUAGUGGUGGCCCCAUGACACGUGUCUUUUGCCACAAUUGGGGCGGCAAAAUGAAAGGAAUUUUUUGUAUGAAAAUUUGUUAUUUUUCUCUAGUAAUUUCUAUUUCUUAUGUGACAAUAAACUUUUUCUUUUUUUUUUUGGGUUUAUGAGUUAAUUGGUCCUAUUUGAGUUAAAGAAAACAUCUACUUGAUACAUGCUAUCUCCAAGCAAUUAUUAUACGAUGUACCAUGAUCCACUUUGUAUGGUGAAUUACUGAUGUAAAAUUUAUUUUAAUAUAUUGAAUAUUCAUUUCUUGUGUA